Molecule: messenger RNA, 770 nt
Organism: Drosophila santomea
Lineage: Eukaryota; Metazoa; Arthropoda; Insecta; Diptera; Drosophilidae
Gene: ATPsyndelta
Product: ATP synthase subunit delta, mitochondrial
Exons: 4
Coding region: 153-626 (157 amino acids)
Biological process (GO): proton motive force-driven ATP synthesis
Molecular function (GO): proton-transporting ATP synthase activity, rotational mechanism
Source: RefSeq, a predicted model, not a curated record
GUAAUCUGAAAUAAAUAACUACAAACGCGUUAAUACCAGAUAAUUUGUGUACUCCCGGCUGGUCACUCUGGUUGGAACGUUUUUCGCAAAAACAGCGGCUGAUCAUUGAAGUUUUCUCGUGUUUUUCCCUAUCAAACCGAAAUAAAAACAGAAUGUCCUUCGUCAAGAACGCCCGUUUGCUGGCCGCCCGCGGCGCCCGUUUGGCCCAGAACCGCAGCUACUCGGAUGAGAUGAAGCUGACCUUCGCCGCCGCCAACAAAACCUUCUACGAUGCCGCUGUGGUGCGCCAAAUCGAUGUGCCCUCCUUCUCCGGAUCCUUCGGCAUCCUGGCCAAGCACGUGCCCACUCUGGCUGUCCUGAAGCCCGGCGUUGUCCAGGUGGUGGAAAACGAUGGCAAGACCCUCAAGUUCUUCGUCUCCAGCGGCUCUGUCACCGUCAACGAGGAUUCCUCCGUUCAGGUUCUGGCCGAGGAGGCCCACAACAUCGAGGACAUCGAUGCCAACGAGGCGCGCCAGCUGCUCGCGAAAUACCAGUCACAGCUCAGCUCCGCUGGCGACGACAAGGCCAAGGCCCAGGCUGCCAUCGCCGUGGAGGUCGCCGAAGCGUUAGUGAAGGCUGCCGAAUAGACGUAAUCACCACACAACCGCCACCAAUAAACCACAAUCGAUGCUUUGUGUCUGAAAUAAAUAAAACAUAACGAUCACCUUUAAAAGCCAGAGAGUUAUGAAACAAUAAAAAGCGAAUCAUAAUAUCGUAUUAAUGACCCGUGA